Messenger RNA from Bufo bufo (common toad), 3496 nucleotides. RefSeq names its product transforming growth factor beta 1 (gene TGFB1). Gene Ontology annotation, cellular component: extracellular region. The transcript has 7 exons. The record is from RefSeq and is a predicted model, not a curated record. Gene Ontology annotation, molecular function: growth factor activity; cytokine activity; type III transforming growth factor beta receptor binding. Lineage: Eukaryota; Metazoa; Chordata; Amphibia; Anura; Bufonidae. Gene Ontology annotation, biological process: SMAD protein signal transduction; BMP signaling pathway; regulation of cell population proliferation. Bases 476 to 1627 code for a protein of 383 amino acids.
UGCCUGUUACUGCACACAGGAGGAAGGAGAGAGGGGGACGGGAGAAGCAUGUUCUAGCAAGCUGAGAGACAAGGCCGUCAAAUUGCAUAGAGAGUGUGAGGACAAGCUACACAACUCAAAGAAGACAUCUCAGAACUCAACUCUCCCACCAAAAGAACCUUCCUACAGGACCUUAGCAGGAUUUCCACCUCCUUAGUUGUGAUGCAGGUCUGAACUUUGUGUAAUUUUUAUUUUAUUUUUUGUUUUGUUUAGUUCCUCACGCUAUGUUUUGGUCAACCAGUUGCUGGAGAACAUCAGCUUGUCUUUGAACAUGGACUUGUCUUUAUGGAUGGGCACACUUUGAGAGUAUUUAGGUAAUGAUCUCAGAGCACUUGAACAAAGCCUUGAUAUAGAUUGGUCCAGGACGUGAGUGACCAUACGGAAAUCCUGAAGGUUUGAAAGAAGCUAACAAGAACCCCCUUUCAAAACCGAGAACAUGAAAGUACACUUGAUGCUUUUGUUGCUGGAUCUUCUUCAUGUGGCCAUGUCAAUGUCAACGUGCAAGGCGGUGGAUAUGGAAGAGGUGAGAAAAAGAAGAAUUGAAGCCAUUAGAGGACAAAUUCUUAGUAAAUUAAUGCUUACUGAACCUCCAGAUGUAGAGAGUGAGGAGAUGUCUAUCCCAGAGGAGAUCCUCUCUGCUUACAAUAGUACCAUGGAGGCAAUUAAAGAAAAAACUGAAAAAGAGAGGCCUGUUGUAGAGGGAUAUUACUCCGAACAAGUGAAGAAGAUUGAAAUGAUCAAACUAAAUGAGAAUGAAGAUGAAUCUCAAAGAAGUUACGAAAAUGAACAUGUCUUCCCAUUCAAUGCAUCUCUUGCAAGGGAGCUUGUGGAAAGCCCAGACCAGCUACACAACGCAGAACUGCGCAUAUUUCGGAAAGAAGAUCAAAAUAAGGAUCACCAAAAAGAGAUCAGGCUGGAGCUGUACAGGGUAGAAAGCAACACGUCCUCUCGAUUCCUGGACAGUAGGUUUGUCUUUCCUGGAAGGCAGGGAGAGUGGAUGUCAUUCGAUGUCACUGAUACAGUAAAAUGGUGGCUGACCCGACAAGCCAGCAGCGAGAACUUCACAUUAAAAGAGCCGUGUUCCUGUACUAGCCAGGGAAAUAGGAUACAGGUGCAAAUAGGGGGUUUUUCUGACACACGAGGCGACAUGCAAGUUCUCAGCAAUGAUGGGAAAUACAAUCCAUAUUUACUAAUCACAUACACCCCCAAGGGUCGGAUUGAGGAAGGACACAGCAGCCGCAGAAAGCGAGGAGUGGACGAGGAAUACUGUCGCACGAAUACGGGAAAAAACUGCUGUGUGAAGCCUCUCUACAUUAACUUCCGUAAGGACCUCGGAUGGAAGUGGAUUCAUGAACCAAAAGGCUAUGAAGCUAAUUAUUGCCUAGGGAACUGUCCCUUUAUCUGGAGCAUGGACAAGCAGUACAGUAGGGUCCUGUCCCUCUAUAACCAGAACAAUCCAGGAGCAUCCAUCUCCCCAUGCUGUGUGCCAGAUGUCUUGGAUCCUCUCCCUAUCAUCUACUACGUUGGUCGAACACCAAAAGUGGAGAAACUGUCAAACAUGGUGGUACGGUCUUGUCAAUGCAGCUGAGACUUAAUAUUAGAGGUCAUAGGUUAAGGAAACAACAUGGUACUGGACUCUCCCACAACAUACUUUAAUCAGAAUGACCUGUGGUCAACACUUGCCCUCACCCUUCUCUCCUCUACAUUUGAACCUGAAGUCUGAGGUCACCAGUGAGGUUCUUCCUGGAUGUCCAAAAUCAGUAAAGACUCUUCUUUUACACAGAGCUCUAUAUCAAUGGUUCCAGUGCUCCAGUGAUAGUCCACCACCACCGUCAUCCCAUAUAUGAGAGAGAACAAUGAUCUGCCUCCCAACACUCAGCAGGACUUGCCAUGCUUGAAGAACAGACCCUCAUGCAUUUCAUGUGGUAUCAACCAGAAAGUCAAUUAGCACAAGAUGGUGGAUUGUACCACAACACAUAUAUUCAAUGCAGACUUUCAUUCAGCUUGGUGCUUUUCGAACCCAUCACAAUAACAUUUGCAGCUCAUCACCAGCCUUCACAUGUCGUGUGGUAUCUGGAAACAGGACCUCUCUAGCGCUGCUGACCCUGUAGUUAUCAGUAGACGUCCCUUCUUCCCCUUCAUAUCUAUAUAUUUACACAUUUUUUUACAUGAAAUAACAAUGCCAUAUUCAAUGCUGUUGUAUGCAUAGAGUGCUACAGGUACAGUAAGUCCGGCCUUAACCAGUAUACAAGACUUGACACCUGGGAUACAGAAGAAAGUAAGUCUAAUAUAGGAGCAGAUCUUUGGUCUUCUUCCACAGUAACCAUAAGCAGGGUUGACUGCUCAAUCCAAAAAUCUCUUGUUCCUUCUCAGGUAACGGGAACCUCUCAAGUUGCGUUCAGUUAUGGUCCGUGGUGGCCCCAAUAUUUGCCUUUUUUCUCAUUUGCAAUCAUUUGGUAAUGUGGCAGCUCCAGGAGCCACUGGAUUGUUACAAGAUUAUUGGUGGUGUUAGCGUUCCCUGAACGACUUAAAAAAAGAUGGCUACUUUGGCUUGUCCAUAACAUUAAGUCAAUCACAGGGCAUACUGCUGAGACCCCAAGUGAUAGGCCAACAUCUGUUCAUUUUUGGCUUUGUUUUCUUGCAGCAACCCUGCAGGUGAAAUGCAGCCAUUGAAAUGAGUGGACUCUGUGUGCUUGGAUAUGCUUGUUCCUCCAGAGUAAGAAGCUCCUUAUAGCUAUUUUCAUGGCUGGUUAAACCCCUUAUGGUGUGAGGCACAUCUUCAUCCUGAGAGGGCCCAAAGGUUCCUCUGCCACAGAACAAGACACUAGUAUUCUAAAUGGCAUAUGGUGGUGAGGGUCCCCGUUACAGCCUUCUUAUUGGGGCCUAAGAGCUUUGAGUUAUGCCUCUGCCAUUCACUAGCUAUGGAGGACCAAUAAGCCUAAAAUACAAGGUGUCUCGCGGAACAGAACAGCUAAUCACAAUCACAAAUAUCCAAACAGAGGUUUCCUGAAGUGGAAGCGCCAGCAGACUUCCUGCCGUUGAAGAACACAGCAUGGGCCCAUUGAUAUUGUCAAAAACGUCUACACAGAACACAGUGGAAAGCUGUUCGUAGCCCGUUAUAUUGUCUAUACGUGCCUCGGAUUGUAUUUUAUAUCAUGUGGUUAGGUAGUGAUAAAAGAAGGGGGGGCGUGACUGAAAAUGGGCAUGCGCCAUCACACAACUUUUUUUGGUCCAUCAUUCAUUCCGAUAAAUAAACUCUUGACAUGAAUUAUGGGCAUGAAUUCGAAACUACUGAUCUGAAGUGACUUCAUGCCCACUAUGGAGUGGGCAGGUCCUUAUAUGAGUCAGCUGGCCUUUAAAGAUGACCUAUCACCUCUCCUAUCAUGCCUAAAUACUAUUCUCCUCCAUGUAAUAAAGUUUCUGGAGCAUCUCAUCAUAUAGAUCUAUGUUGUUCCAU